AUGGUUAAAAUUAGUUGCGUUAGUAAGUGGCAAAAUUUGGGAUUUUACAGACAAGUUUUAACUAUAUUUACGGUACCGGCAGAAUUUGAUGAUGAUGCAAUCUCAACUAUGCGUGAAUAUCAUGCUUUUACUGCAGAACUGACUAAAGACAAGUUUAGUAGAAACUUAAAAUUUGCGACAGAACCUGAAGCUGUCGCAAUAUAUUGUUUGAAUUCUAUGAAGGGACAAUAUAAUUUAAGUACAGGAGAUGAUCAUAAAUUAAUAAAACAGUAUGUUACUGCUGGAGAAGAGAAAAAUCGGUUAGAAGAAGCCGAUUGGUUGAUAGAAAUCGAAUUCGAAGAUAUCAAAGCGAUGUUUGAUCCAGUUAUAAGAAGAAUUAUUCGAUUGAUAAGAGGACAACUAGAAAAGAGGAAUAAAAAAUGUUCGGCUCUGAUGUUAACUGGUGUAUUUAAUAAAUCUAGAUACUUACAAGCUAGAAUUAGACAAGAAUUUGGCGUACCAAUACAUCCUAUUAUUGCCAUUGGAGUUCAGUUUGGACUUCAAGAAGAAAAGAUGCAUAUCGUAUUUUAUGAAAAUCUAAAGCAUUUAAUUAUAGGAACCGAUAUUGCACGAGCAUCCCAAUCAGAUGAUCCAGCAUCGGAGAAAUUUCCAAAUGAUUUAUCUAUAAUUUUCGACGCACUCACAAAACGAGGUGAACAAGUUCCAGUAAAUUAA
Molecule: messenger RNA, 714 nt
Organism: Rhizophagus irregularis DAOM 181602=DAOM 197198
Lineage: Eukaryota; Fungi; Glomeromycota; Glomeromycetes; Glomerales; Glomeraceae
Source: RefSeq, a predicted model, not a curated record